This is a messenger RNA of Nothobranchius furzeri (turquoise killifish), 2069 nucleotides long. RefSeq names its product F-box and leucine-rich repeat protein 2 (gene fbxl2). NCBI's taxonomy places the organism in Eukaryota, Metazoa, Chordata, Actinopteri, Cyprinodontiformes, Nothobranchiidae. Gene Ontology annotation, biological process: SCF-dependent proteasomal ubiquitin-dependent protein catabolic process. Gene Ontology annotation, cellular component: SCF ubiquitin ligase complex. Gene Ontology annotation, molecular function: protein binding. The record is from RefSeq and is a predicted model, not a curated record.
CUUUAAACCUGAACCCAACACGAGUUCGUGUCCGGUUCCGUCUCGGUGCUGUUCUCUGACCGUGUUAUCCCCCGUGGCUGCGCUCAAUCCCGCUGUUUUUGCGCGUUUUCCCCAAAUCUCUUGAAGACUUCACAAUCAAAACAAAUCGACCACGCGUGCUUUUCCCGCAGCAAUGACGUCACGUAGGCCCUCCCCCAGCAAGUAAACAAAACAGGAGAAAGCUGUCAUGUCAGCCGACGUAACAGCGCUCAAAGCUGGAAAUAUGAAGCGAGGCAUUUAACAGACGUUUUUCUCGUGUUUUGGGACCGGUUCGGGAGAUUUAUCGGUCCGUCUGAGUCGCACUGGAGCGAUUUAAGGGAGAGGCGGAAGUGAAGUCACUUGAUAGACCGUCCAUGUUAUUAUUGUUAUUUUGGUUAGCCCUGGGAUGAGACGGGCUGGGGAGUCGCUGCUCUCCGAGACAGCGAGCGUUCACGGUGCUACCGCAGGCCACUCCGGACCGAACCGACGCCACCCUCACCGCCGCCGCCUCCUCCAGUCCUCGUUGACUGACCCCGGAGACGGGAGCCUCGCUGGCGGCUGGGUGAGGGGAAGGAGGAGGGUGUGAAGACCCAGCUUCACUCAGCUCGGCUCCUGCACUCCAAAAAUAAAACGGCGACAAAAGCAAUAACGGCGUUCGGCUCCGCUUAGCAGAACCGUGCCGCCGCAGACAUGAACGGUAUCACCAAGAGCCGGUUCGAGGUAUUUUCAAACAGCGACGAAGCUCCCAUAAACAAAAAGCUCCCCAAAGAGCUUCUCCUCAGAAUAUUCUCCUACCUAGAUGUGGUUACACUCUGCAGGUGUGCACAGGUGUCCAAGGCGUGGAACGUCCUGGCUCUAGAUGGCAGCAACUGGCAGAAGAUCGACCUUUUUAACUUCCAGACAGACAUCGAGGGGCGGGUGGUGGAGAACAUUUCGAAGCGUUGUGGAGGCUUCCUGAGGCAGCUCAGCCUCAGGGGCUGCCUGAGCGUUGGAGAUGCCUCUAUGAAGACCUUUGCUCAGAACUGCAGGAACAUUGAGGUCUUGAACCUGAACGGCUGCACAAAGAUCACAGACAGCACCUGCCUCAGCCUCAGCAAGUUCUGCUCCAAGCUCAAACAGUUGGAUCUCACUUCCUGUGUGUCCAUCAGCAAUCACUCCCUCAAGGCCCUCAGCGACGGCUGCAGGAUGCUGGAGAUGUUGAACCUGUCUUGGUGUGAUCAGAUCACGCGUGACGGCAUCGAGGCCUUAGCCAGAGGCUGCACCGGUUUACGAGCGCUGUUCCUCCGAGGCUGCACGCAGCUAGAUGAUGGAGCCCUGAAGCACCUACAGAAGCACUGCCCUGAACUCACCACCAUCAACAUCCAGUCUUGCACACAAAUAACUGAUGAUGGUCUGGUCAGUUUGUGUCGGGGAUGCCACAAGCUGCAGAUCAUCUGCGUGUCCGGCUGCAGCAACAUCACUGAUGCCUCUCUCACUGCACUGGGACUUAACUGCCCUUUACUCAAGAUUCUUGAAGCUGCGCGAUGCUCCCAUGUUACAGACGCCGGGUUCACGGUUCUCGCCAGAAACUGUCACGAGCUUGAAAAAAUGGACUUAGAAGAAUGUAUAUUGGUGACAGACAACACCUUGGUUCAGCUGUCGAUCCACUGCCCUCGGCUGCAAGCGCUGUCCCUGUCUCACUGCGAGCUGAUCACUGAUGAUGGCAUCAGAGCUCUGAGCAGCAGCACCUGCGGGCAGGAGCGCCUCACUGUGGUGGAGCUGGACAACUGCCCCCUGAUCACCGACGUUACCCUGGAGCACCUGAAGAACUGCCACCGCCUGGAGCGCAUCGAGCUCUACGACUGUCAGCAGGUCACCAGGGCCGGCAUCAAACGCAUCAGGGCACAGCUGCCAGAGAUCAAGGUGCAUGCAUACUUUGCGCCGGUAACACCCCCUCCCUCUGUACAUGGAGGUGGCCAGCGUUUGUGCCGCUGCUGCAUCAUCCUCUGACAGUGGAGGGCCAGGGGGGGGCACCUCUGUUUACAGGUCCUGCUGCUCUGAUCUGAUCCGGG